Molecule: messenger RNA, 402 nt
Organism: Funneliformis geosporum
Lineage: Eukaryota; Fungi; Glomeromycota; Glomeromycetes; Glomerales; Glomeraceae
Source: the annotation of a GenBank genome assembly
AUGUUAGGAAUAAGAGAAAUAAGAUUUAAUAAACCGAGCGAUGGAAAUUUUUGGCUCACUAAUUUUGAAAUUGGUUAUCCAAUCACUACCUCUUUGCCAACUAGGAUUACCAAAGAAGGAAAAAUAGCAUCAGAUUCACAAUUGAUAAACAUAAGCGGUUUAACUACCUUUACUUUUGCUACUAGCGAACACCUUUUUCAAGCCUUAAAAUUCACCAUUGAAAAUAAUCCUAACCUAAAUCAUAUUAACCGAAUUAUUAAUGCUCUUACACCGGAUAGAGCAAGGGAAAUCGGACAAGAAAGGAAAUUUAAGAACCUAGAAUUAGCAAAUAAAUUAAUUGCUACGGGCGAGGAUAAAUUGAUAGAAGACACCACUUCCAGAAGGAAAAAAGAUGAAUAUUGA